AUAUUAAAUGUAUGUGCGCCAUUAGUAUAGAUACUUUUCAUUUCAUUUUGACUGAAUAAGGUUUAAAUAUCUGCAACGAAACAAAGAGAAUAUAGUAUAUACUUUUUUAGCUCCGAAAUGCCUAAAGCACCACCUUCUCCUUCUCAACAGGCUUCUUUUGACAUUUACAAAACACUUCAUGAGUGGAAUAAUAUUGAAGAGGAUAUAGCUCAUUUCAAAGGGGAAAUUAAAACAGAAUUAUUUAUCGGUGCAUAUCGGCAACUAGCCUCUUUUUUUAGUAUAUGUGGAUCGGGUUUUACCUUUGUUACUUCAGAUAUCACCGCAAAAUUGAAGCUUAUAGAGAAAUGUAAUCACGAAAGAGACGCACCAAACGGUAAUGAUACUUUACAGAGUAUGGUUACGUACGAAAAACAGAAUGGUCUUUUGAAAAACGAUAAAAAAAACGGUUCACGAAAUUUACUCAGGCUCAAUCGGGCUCUUCAGUUCAUAGGAUUUCUUAUUAGAGGUCUACUUGAUUCUGAUCGCCCUACUCAUCUUGUUGCGUUAGACGCCUAUAACGACUCACUGGCUCCUUUUCACUCUUGGGCUAUUCGCAAGACAGUGGGCUUUGCUGUUUAUGCAAUCCCUUCGAAAGACAUUUUACUUAAGAGAAUGGAAAUUACUGAAGACGAGGCUUUUGUUUCUUUCCCGCAACUCUCAGAUUUACUUUUGAAAACUUAUCAAACUUUAUAUAAGUAA
Zophobas morio is the source of this 738-nucleotide messenger RNA. Its product is annotated as ceramide-1-phosphate transfer protein-like. The coding region runs from base 118 to 738 and encodes 206 amino acids. The record is from RefSeq and is a predicted model, not a curated record. Gene Ontology annotation, molecular function: lipid transfer activity. Lineage: Eukaryota; Metazoa; Arthropoda; Insecta; Coleoptera; Tenebrionidae. The transcript is spliced from 7 exons. Gene Ontology annotation, biological process: intermembrane lipid transfer. Gene Ontology annotation, cellular component: cytoplasm.